UGGAGGGAGAUGAAGAGGACUCUCAGAGGGUGAAGCUGUCAAAGCAGAAUGGAGUGAGGAAGAGCGAGUCAGAGGAGGAGCAGAGAGAGAUGAUCACUCCAGCCUUGAGAGAUGCUCUGACUAAACAAGGGUACAAACUAAUAGGAAGUCACUCUGGGGUAAAACUGUGUCGUUGGACCAAGUCAAUGCUGAGAGGGAGAGGAGGCUGCUAUAAACACACCUUCUAUGGGAUUGAAUCACACCGCUGUAUGGAGACCACGCCGAGCCUGGCCUGUGCCAACAAAUGUGUUUUCUGCUGGAGGUGUUCCAGGAGUGCGUCCCGAGCGCUUUGAAGAGGGCCUCACCGUGAAGCACUGUGCUCUGUCUCUGCUGGGCGAACCCAUCAUGUAUCCUGACAUCAACUCCUUCCUUCGACUCCUUCACCAGCAGAACAUAUCCAGCUUCCUGGUCACCAACGCCCAGUUCCCUGAGGAGAUCAGGAGCCUUGUGCCCGUUACACAACUUUAUGUCAGCAUUGAUGCCAGCACAAAGGAUAGUCUGAAGAAAAUUGACCGCCCCUUUUCAAAGACUUCUGGCAGCGCUUCUUGGACAGUCUCAGAGCACUUGGUGAAAAGUUCAAAGUUGACGGGGAGUGGUGGACGUGGAUUGACUAUGAAUGCUUUCAGGAGCUCAUUAAGGGAUACGAGGAGAGCGGAGGCACCAAGAGCUUCUCAGCGAUGGACUAUAUGGCCAAGACCCCCAGCUGGGCCAUUUUUGGGGCCCGAGAAAGGGGAUUUGACCCUUCGGACACACGUUUCCAGAGAAAGAAUAAGACCAAAGAUAUCUCAGGGUGUUGAUGUUACUUGUCCCAUCCUACUUUAAGUCUUUAGAGUAAUUUGUAUUUUUAAUGAAUGGAAUAGAUGACUUGAUUGACUGAUUGACCCAAGAUUAAAACUUAUUUUUAUUAUUUUAGCCAAGGCUCAGUUUGCUCUCCAAGACCUGUCUUAGGGUUGAAAUUCUGGUUAGCAUAUUCUUGCAGAUAACUCUUUUUUUUUUCUCACGCUGUUUUAAUAAAUGUUAGCUGCUGUUUUUAGUAAUGGUCACAGUAAUAAAAAAUGUCAUUUCCAAGUCCUGUUCACUCGGAGCUCUGAAUGUAAUAGCUCUGGUAAGAAUACCGACAGGAGGACAGAACUGAAGAACAAGUGACUUGAAUUUAAGAGUACUCUAAAUUUGGAGUACUCAUGGGGAAAGAACUGCAAAGGAAAAAUAUCACUAUAGUUAGCUACGUUAAUAUCAUGUCACCCCAAACUGAUAUGUGUGUUCUUUUAGACGUUUAGAGGGCAGUUGAGUCAGAUGGGACUUUGAAUGGAGCGGUUCUUACAGGUCGGCCCAUGAUACAGCUGAAAGCUAUUUGGAAUCAGAACUGCCCCACACAGUAAAUAUAUCUGUAACAACCACUCAAGACAUUGAAAUGUGAAAUUGCAGUUCUUACCUUUUGCAUUGUCUUAUGCUGUUGUCUAUUUUUUUGUCUUGGGUAUUUCUACACGUUGUUGAUGUGUAUUACAUAUGUCACUACAGGCUUUUGUUUUUUGUAUGUAUUUUAUCAUUCUUUGCCUUUUUUUGUCUUGCGAAAUGUUAUCAUAAUGCAGUUAUGAGCCUGAUGUUUGUCUUU
Molecule: messenger RNA, 1651 nt
Organism: Cyprinus carpio (common carp)
Lineage: Eukaryota; Metazoa; Chordata; Actinopteri; Cypriniformes; Cyprinidae
Exons: 6
Coding region: 226-861 (211 amino acids)
Biological process (GO): wybutosine biosynthetic process
Molecular function (GO): 4 iron, 4 sulfur cluster binding
Source: RefSeq, a predicted model, not a curated record